AUGCCAGCUGUAUCAAUCAACGCGCCGGCAUAUGCCAAACCCGAGGAUGGUUACUUCAACCUUGGAACUUACAGCCGCAAGAUCAGCACCAAGAACCCCGAGGCCCAGCUUUGGUUCGAUCGCGGCUUGAUUUGGGCAUAUGGGUUCAAUAUAAAAGAGGCUUCGAUAUGUUUCGAGAAAGUCACUCGUCUAGAUCCCGAAUGCGCCAUGGGAUAUUGGGGCAUCGCCUAUACAAAAGGACCUUAUUACAAUAAGGCGUGGCGACUUNUUGACCCAAAAGAACUCAAGGAAGCUCUUGUGAUCACUUACGAGACAUCGCGCAAGGCGCUGGAGCUUGCGCACAAUGCAACACCUGUCGAGAAAGCUCUAAUCAAUGCUAUCGUCGCUCGUUACCCUCAGAAGACACCAACCGAGGAUUAUCAACCCUGGAACGUGGCUUACGUUGACGCGAUGAAGGAAGUCUACGAAUCCUACAAAGACGACCUUGAUGUCGCUUGUCUAUACGCCGAGUCGCUCAUGGUCUUGACACCUUGGGCUCUAUGGAACAUCCACACCGGAGAACCUGCGCGUGGCGCUCACCCAUAUGAAGCAAAAGAAGCAUUGGAUCAUGCCUUUACGCUUCCCGGAGCUUGGGAACACCCUGCCCUAUUGCACUUCUAUAUUCAUUUGAUGGAAAUGUCGAAGACACCGGAGUGUGCUGUGCAGGCCGCAGACAGUUUGAGAGGUCUAGUUCCUGAUAGUGGGCACCUUGAACACAUGCCUUCUCACCUGUACGUUUUGAUCGGCGAUUACAGGGCAGGUAUUGCUGCCAACGCUUCUGCUGUUCGCGCUGACGACGCCUACGUGGCCAAGAUGGAAGGCAAUGAGAUGUAUACCUUCUAUCGCGCCCAUAACUCACACUCACUCAUCUAUGCGGCUCUGCUUUCUGGCAAAUCAAAGGUCGCCCUCCAGAACUGCACUCUUAUGGAGAACUACCUACCAGAAGAACUUCUUGCGAUCGAAUCCCCAAAUAUGGCGAAUUGGCUUGAGUCUUUCCUGGGCGUUCGAGCCCACCUGCUUGUCAGGUUCGGCCGUUGGGAGGAGAUUAUAUCAUUGGAGAUGCCGAAGAACAAAAAGCUGUACUGCGUAACUACAGCUACUCUCCACUACGCCAAGGGUGUAGCCCAUUCAGCGCUUGGAAACAUUGCCGAAGCCGAANAAGAACAGGAGCUCUUCCUGGCCGCACAGAAACUCGUUCCUGAGAGUCGUUUCGAUUUCCCCAACAAGUGUACCGAUAUCCUCAAGGUCGGUGAGGCCAUGCUGGCUGGCGAGAUCGAGUAUCGCAAGGGCAACAUCGAUCUCGCUUUUGAACAUCUAAGAGAGUCCAUCAAGCGUGACGAUAAUCUCGUUUACAGCGAGCCUUGGGGGUGGAUGCAGCCUACACGUCAUGCAUAUGCCGCUCUGUCUCUUGAGCAAGGUCGCGUCGAGCAAGCAGCGCAAGCAUAUGCAGAAGAUCUAGGGUUUGUCAGUAACAUCCCUCGCGGUCAUCAGCAUCCAAACAACGUCUGGGCCCUGGUCGGAUACCGUGAAUGCUUGAAAUUGCUGGGCCGCGAGGCCGAGUACAAUCAGCUUGAGCAACCGUACCAAUUGGCUAUUCAGAUGGCAGAUAUACCUCCGGACAGCUGCGGUGCUGGUAGAAGAAAGUCCAAAUUAUGA
Molecule: messenger RNA, 1695 nt
Organism: Aureobasidium musti
Lineage: Eukaryota; Fungi; Ascomycota; Dothideomycetes; Dothideales; Saccotheciaceae
Source: the annotation of a GenBank genome assembly